Molecule: messenger RNA, 849 nt
Organism: Suillus subaureus
Lineage: Eukaryota; Fungi; Basidiomycota; Agaricomycetes; Boletales; Suillaceae
Exons: 10
Coding region: 1-849 (282 amino acids)
Cellular component (GO): cytoplasm; cytosol; nucleus
Molecular function (GO): arginase activity; manganese ion binding
Source: RefSeq, a predicted model, not a curated record
AUGCUUCACGCUGGGAGUCAACGCUGCAGUGAACAGCGCUUGGGGGCUGGUGGUCAAGAAUAUGUCCUUUUAGUUGAUGUACGCAGUUCUUGUCUGCAGAAAGGCUCGGUGUUGCACAUUCGUAAGCAAGAAGCGCUGGAAUGUCUGCAUCGCGUGGGUCGUAUCGAAAAUGCCAUCUAUGGUGGGGAAAACGAGAUGGAAUUUAAAUGGAAGUCUCUUCCAUGGUUGGCUAUAGAGUUUAUCAGUCUUACAAAAUCGCUGGAAAAUGAGGUCGAGUACUUGUCGGAGUUUGAAGAAACAAAGUGUAGACGUCUCACGUCUGCAACUCACCCUCACUGCACAAGUCAUCGCCGGCUCAUCCGUCUCCACUAUGAAUCUCACAUGAACUGUUCGAAAAAUUUGUUGGUGAUCCCAAGCACUCCCCUCCCCGAUGCAACAUCAUGCAGCCCUUCCACAGGCACUAUCUCAUUCACCUUGUUCAGUCUACCCAGAACUUCGUUCUUGCGAAGUUUGACUGGUUCUCGCCUUCAUCGAGUUGCGGAACGUGGACAAGGCUAUAUUUCGGAAGCAACACUUUUAGUAUCUACGAGGUUGAUUGGCAUCUACAAGGUAGUCAAAGUGGCACUCGACUAUGUCAAUUGGCGCAUUCACCUGAGCCUUGACGUCGACACACUCGAUCCGAGUUUUGCGCCUAACGCGGGAGCACCAGUGCGCGGUGGCCUUACAGGACACUACAUCUUGGAGGUGAUUCAUAAGACUGGGUUUCUCGUCGCGCUUAACUUAAUGACGCAGAUCGCUUGUGGAGGUGGAGAUACUGUAAUAUGGGGUGCUCAGUCAAGAGCACAAUAA